UAGGGAACUCUCAUAAAUAGUAUCACCUUCUUUUAUUGUAAAUUCCAAUUAUAGCCAUGAUUCCUAGUGAGAUUGAUAUGAGAGGUAUCCAGUAUCUAGCACCAGAAAACCAAUUUCUUGUUCCACCUUAUAAUAAUGAUAAUAAUAAUAAUAAUAAUAACCUCAGUUGCUUGAUUCAUAGUGAAAUCCCAACCUUCCAUGAUAAUCUAAACACGCUCUUAACCAACAUACCCAUCUACAGUUACAAUAACAAUAACUUCCCUUGUGCAUUAGGAAAUGACUUUAUUGUCCCUCAUAAUUCGUCAUGCCUCAGCAGCAACUCAACGACCUCCGACGAAGCCGACGAGCUUCCGCUCAGCGUGAUUGACGAGCGGAAGCAGAGGCGGAUGAUAUCGAACCGCGAGUCGGCUCGGAGGUCGAGGAUGAGGAAGCAGAAACACCUUGACGAACUCUGGUCUCAGGUUGUUAGGCUCAGAAGCGAGAAUCACAACCUUAUUGACAAGCUCAACAACAUGUCUGAGUCACAUGAUAGAGUUCUUCAGGAGAAUGCAAGACUCAAGGAAGAAGCUUCCGAUCUCCGCCAAAUGAUAGCGGAGAUAAGUGGAAACUCGUUUGGUUGUGCUGUCAGAGGUUUCGAUUUUGACGAUGACGACGACGACGACAACAACCAUAAUAAUGAUAAUGAUGAUGUUCCUUGCAAGAACACUACUACUACUAAAAUUCUCAGAGAUGAGGAAACCAAGAACCAUGUUCACUAAUUGAGGCUAUAUAUAUUAUAUAAAAUUGAUCAUACGUAUAUUACUCUAUUUUCCAUCUUCUUCUUAUCUUUUGUUUUUUACUUUAUUUUGACCCAUGUUUUAUUAGUUUGAUCCAAUGGAGCUGUACGCGAGUGAGUUCAGAUAAGAUUAAAUAAC
Messenger RNA from Arachis duranensis, 914 nucleotides. RefSeq names its product transcription factor HBP-1a. Lineage: Eukaryota; Viridiplantae; Streptophyta; Magnoliopsida; Fabales; Fabaceae. The coding region runs from base 57 to 758 and encodes 233 amino acids. Gene Ontology annotation, biological process: regulation of DNA-templated transcription. The record is from RefSeq and is a predicted model, not a curated record. The transcript has a single exon. Gene Ontology annotation, molecular function: DNA-binding transcription factor activity.